Messenger RNA from Zingiber officinale, 1985 nucleotides. RefSeq names its product alanine aminotransferase 2-like. Lineage: Eukaryota; Viridiplantae; Streptophyta; Magnoliopsida; Zingiberales; Zingiberaceae. The transcript has 15 exons. Bases 121 to 1695 code for a protein of 524 amino acids. Gene Ontology annotation, biological process: biosynthetic process. Gene Ontology annotation, molecular function: L-alanine:2-oxoglutarate transaminase activity; pyridoxal phosphate binding. The record is from RefSeq and is a predicted model, not a curated record.
UAAGAAAUUAGGUUUGAACUUGUCUUCUUUGCUUCGUUCUGGCUGUCUCGCUGCUUGAUCGGAGAAGGAUCUGCCGAAACCUUUGCGCUUCUUUUUCGGUACGAGGACAAGGGAGGUAACAUGCGUCGAUUUGCUGCGGAUAGAGCGAAAAGGCUGCUCUUUCGGUCCUUGUUCUCGUCUGCUGCGACACCAUCCGCGCCUUUUAGUUCGUCACCUGCCGCCGCCGCAGCCGCCGCCAUAGAUUCCGCCGCAAGAUCUGUGACUGUCGAUACUAUCAACCCUAAGGUUCUAAAAUGUGAGUAUGCUGUUCGUGGUGAGAUUGUUAGUCAUGCCCAGCGGUUACAGCUGGAGCUUCAAACUAAACCAGGGUCUCAUCCCUUUGAAGAGAUACUGUACUGUAAUAUUGGAAAUCCUCAGUCUCUUGGUCAGCAGCCGGUUACAUUUUUCCGCGAGGUUCUUGCCCUAUGUGAUCAUCCAUCUCUUCUGGACCAAAGUGAAACUCAUGCCUUAUUCAGUGCUGAUGCAGUAGAAAGAGCAUGGAAAAUCUUAGAUGCAAUCCCUGGUAGGGCUACAGGAGCAUAUAGCCAUAGUCAGGGGAUCAAAGGCUUAAGAGAUGCAAUUGCUGCUGGAAUUGCUGAACGUGAUGGUUUUCCUGCCAAUCCAGAUGAUAUCUUUCUAACAGAUGGAGCAAGUCCUGCGGUGCAUACGAUGAUGCAGUUGUUAAUCAGAUCUGAGAAAGACGGCAUUCUCUGCCCCAUUCCUCAAUACCCUUUAUACUCUGCCUCUAUUGCUCUUCACGGUGGCUCUCUUGUUCCAUAUUACCUUGAUGAAUCGACAGGCUGGGGCUUGGAGAUUUCAGAGCUUAAGAAACAACUGGAAGAUGCCCGAUCCAAGGGCAUCACAGUUAGGGCACUAGUAGUGAUAAAUCCAGGCAAUCCCACUGGGCAGGUUCUUGCAGAGGAAAAUCAAAAGGACAUAGUUGACUUUUGCAAGAACGAAGGAUUAGUUCUUCUAGCAGAUGAGGUGUAUCAAGAAAACAUCUAUGUCGAGGACAAGAAAUUCAACUCUUUCAAGAAAAUUGCUAGAUCCAUGGGGUAUGAUGAUGCACACCUUUCAUUAGUGUCGUUCCAGUCAGUUUCUAAAGGUUACUAUGGAGAAUGUGGAAAGCGAGGAGGAUACAUGGAGGUAACUGGUUUUAAUGCCGAAGUGAGAGAACAAAUUUACAAGGUGGCAUCUGUAAAUCUCUGCUCUAAUAUCUCUGGCCAGAUUCUCGCUAGUCUUGUCAUGAACCCUCCGAAGGUUGGAGAUGAAUCAUACGAAUCUUUCGAUGCAGAAAAAAGUGGGAUUCUUUCAUCAUUAGCCCGACGUGCGAAGGCCUUAGAGGAUGCAUUUAACAGCUUGGAAGGUGUUACAUGCAACAAGGCUGAGGGUGCAAUGUAUCUAUUCCCUUGUCUGCAUCUACCGAGCAAGGCAAUUGAAGCUGCCAAAGCAGUCGAUGCCGUACCAGACGCUUUCUAUGCUCGCCGCCUUCUUGAUGCUACUGGCAUCGUCGUCGUACCUGGAUCCGGAUUCGGGCAGGUCCCUGGAACAUGGCAUAUAAGGUGCACAAUCCUGCCACAAGAAGAUAAGAUCCCAGACAUAAUCUCCAGGCUGGGGGCAUUUCAUGAAUCAUUCAUGGAGGAGUUCUGCGAUUGAGCCGCGACCACUUCCACUACUGCGACUGCCGUCUUCAAGCUCUGAUUUUCAAGGAAUUAUUCAGUUUUAUCGUCAUCUUGUUGAAAUAAAACUCAUCGUCCAUCCAUGUAUUUCCUUCAUUGGAUGGCAAUAGGAUGUUAUUUAUGGUUUUAGGGUUUCAGAAAAAUACAAUAAGGAGACUGUUGUUAUGAACCUCUGACUUUAAGAGAGAUUUGUGGAUAUUAUACUGGAUCCAACAAUUAGUUCUGUUGUAUCAUUGAAUUCUGGAAUGGAAUUGAUAUUAAAUAAAA